Hibiscus syriacus is the source of this 1501-nucleotide messenger RNA. Its product is annotated as nicotinamide adenine dinucleotide transporter 1, chloroplastic-like. Gene Ontology annotation, biological process: NAD transmembrane transport. The transcript has 9 exons. NCBI's taxonomy places the organism in Eukaryota, Viridiplantae, Streptophyta, Magnoliopsida, Malvales, Malvaceae. The record is from RefSeq and is a predicted model, not a curated record. The coding region runs from base 300 to 1232 and encodes 310 amino acids. Gene Ontology annotation, molecular function: NAD transmembrane transporter activity.
GGCUAUGUGAUAAACUAACCAAAAGCCAAACUCUCUCUCCUUCCCAAACCUCAUGGCAAUUUAUCGAUCUCAUCGUACAACGCCCAUCCUCUGGACCCGAUCACCCUAAUUCCAAAAACGACUAAAGUCGAAACCCUAACUCGGGCGAUUCGACUCGGUUAUUAUCCAUCUCCACACCAAAGAUCUAUAUCCCCUGGCAAUGCGACCGUGGUUCUCGGCCAUAUACCUCUCGAGAGAGGACUCCUUUUGUUUGGCUGUAACCUUCUCCUGCUUUCAGAUUUAUUUAACGAGUUCGAGAAAUGACCGAUGAUUCCCAUGUCCCUAAUUCCAGGGGUAUCCUUUGCAAUGCUGGUGCUGGCGCCGCCGCCGGUGUUAUUGCUGCAACAUUCGUGUGUCCUUUAGAUGUUAUAAAGACAAGAUUACAAGUUCAUGGGCUGCCAAAGCUCAAUGCUGCAACCGGUAGACGUAGUCUUAUAGUUGGUAGCUUGGAACAAAUCUUUCAGAAGGAAGGCUUGCGUGGGAUGUACCGUGGGCUUGCUCCUACUGUACUCGCUUUACUUCCUAAUUGGGCUGUAUAUUUUACGAUGUAUGAGCAGCUCAAAAUCAGCCUUUGUUCAAAUGAUGAGAAUCAUCAUCUCUCAGUAGGUGCUAACAUGCUAGCUGCAUCUGGUGCUGGAGUUGCAACAACCUGUUGUACAAAUCCUCUUUGGGUUGUGAAGACGAGACUUCAAACUCAAGGAAUGAGAGCAGGAGUGGUUCCCUAUAGGAGUACGCUUUCUGCUUUGAGGAGAAUAGCUCAUGAGGAGGGUAUUCGGGGUCUAUACAGUGGUCUCGUCCCUGCAUUAGCUGGUAUUAGUCAUGUUGCCAUUCAAUUUCCAACAUAUGAGAAGAUCAAAUUCUAUUUAGCUAAUCAAGAUAACACUCCGGUCGAUAAACUCAGUGCACCUGAUGUUGCUGUUGCGUCAUCAGUUUCCAAAAUAUUCGCAUCCACAUUGACUUAUCCGCAUGAGGUGGUACGUUCAAGGCUUCAGGAACAGGGGCAUCACUCUGAGAAACGCUAUUCUGGUGUGGCUGAUUGCAUUAGAAAAGUGUUUCAGCAAGAAGGCCUUGCUGGAUUCUACCGUGGGUGUGCAACAAAUCUAAUCAGGACCACACCUGCAGCCGUUAUCACCUUCACCAGCUUUGAGAUGAUUCAUCGAUUUCUUGUCAAUCUUUUCCCUUCUGAUCCAUAGCCUCACACGUUAUGAGGCUGCAUCGUUCUCAACCAAGGAUAUAGCCUGUCUCCCGGCAUAUGACCCGACAGCAUUGCAUCAUCUUGGUAGUGAUACAUUGUCACAAUUUGUAUUCUUGUGGUAGCUUUUUAGCAAUAUUCAUUCCAUCUUAUUCUCCUCACCCUACACCGGUGAGAUCAAGGGUUCCGAGGAAGGUGUGGACGUAUUACAGGGACAAUGAUAAUGACGAAAAUGAUACAUUGUUAGCUUAAAUUAAUACAUUCAUAAAA